Rotaria sordida is the source of this 450-nucleotide messenger RNA. NCBI's taxonomy places the organism in Eukaryota, Metazoa, Rotifera, Eurotatoria, Philodinida, Philodinidae. The record is from the annotation of a GenBank genome assembly.
AUGGUGAAAUACGUCCAAAAACUUGAUAGUGAUGAUUUAUCUGUAUUAAAAGAUCAAUUUAAAAUCGAUAAUGAUGAUGAAUUAAGUGAUGAAGAAUUAAUUAUAAAAGAUGAUAAUCGUAAAAUAUUAUUUGAUGAUAUUAAUUCAUCAGCACAAGUUGAUUCAACAGGUUCACGAGAAAAAAAAGCUCAUAGUGACGUGCAAGAUAUUGAAGAUGUUGUUAAACUUGCCCGUGAAUUAAAUACAUGUCCUUAUUAUGCAACACGAGCAGCUAUUGCAGUUGCUCAUUUAGUUGUUUUACCCUAUCAAAUUUUAAUGCAUAAAUCAAGACGAGAAGCAUAUGGUAUUGAAAUGCGUAAUAAUGUUAUAAUCAUUGAUGAAGCACAUAAUUUACCGGAUGCUAUAUGUGCUAUGCAUUCAAAUGAAAUCAAUGGAAAUCAAGUAUGUUAA